CUGAGACCGAAAGUGUCAGGUCACAUAGUCAGGCUUUUUCUGUAAAUCGAUCAUAGUUCGGGGACUUCUGCGGAUGGAGAACAAGGAGGAGACACGCACCUGCGGCCAGUGCCACAAAGACGUCGCAGAGGCCAACUUCGCUCUGCACGAAACGCACUGCAAGCGCUUCUUGUGUCCCUGUCCUGACUGUGGUGAAUCAGUUCACAGAGAGCUACUGGACAAACACAGAGAGGAAGAGCACGCACAGGUGAGAUGCUCCAAGUGUAACAAGAAGAUGGAGCAUCGUCACCUGAAGGAUCACGAGUCUGACGAGUGUGUGGAGCGUCUGCAGAGCUGUCAGUUCUGCGAGCUAGAGCUGCCGCACAAGGAGCUGGACGAACACAGUCUGGCCUGUGGGAGUCGCACUGAACGCUGCUUGGAAUGCGGCCGCUACGUCACCCUGAAGGACCGGGCCGAGCACGAACUGACCUGCUCAGCUGCUGACGACGACUCAGCUGCUCCUCAGACUAGCAGCAAGCCGCCAUCAAACGAGAGAGUAACAGUGAUGUGUAACAGAUGUAUGAAAUCAAUUCCAGCUGAGGAUUUAGACGAUCAUGAGCUGGAGUGUUUUCCAACAACCAGACUGGACAAUGAAGAGGCUGCACCAGAGGAGGAAGAGAGCGACGAUGAGGAUGACUUCUACAGUGUGAGGGAAUCUACUUGGCUAAGCAGCACCUUUAAGGCAAACUCCCUGUCAGACGAACCCAGCAGAGGUCCCUGGGGUGAUGAAGGUGACCCAAACCAGAUCAGCACCUGCCCCCACUGUCACCUGGCCCUGCCUAACUUCACACUACGCUGGCACACGGUGAAGUGCCAAAUCCACAUUCUCUUGAAAUAAAGAGACAGAGCUCGUCAGGAUGGAAACACUGCUUCAGAGAACUUUGAUCAUGUGUUAUUAGCAAAAGGAUGGAAAACUUACUGGGCUCCUUUUUAUGUCUAGACAAAGGUUUACAUUUUGUUUUUAGUUUUACUUACAUUUAGUGUUAGUGCGUGCAUGGCUUUGUGCUCGCAUGAAGAGAAGGUGUUCUCAGAAAGUUCUCAGUAUCUCAUUAAACUUCACAGUCCCACUGACUUUCUAAUUUUCCUUUAUUAAAUACAAAUACAGCCACUAAACUGCAAAGCUAAAAGCUAAUUGCAUCUGUCUAACAAGCGAAUGGUGUUUUGAGUCAGCAGCAUCAAAUUGAGCAACAAAAGUUUACAUGCCAAAGUCUGAGAUGAACUAUUUAUAAAGACAUAUUAACCAUAACCUGUAGAAAUAAUGGAUGUAGCUACCGUGAUGUCGCCCAUUGGUUCGUGGACUGCCAUUUUGAAGCCUUGAGUUCAGCCAAAGACGGUGGAUAAACCAAGACGGUCCACUGCGAGUCAGUUUCCUGUAUCAGUGUCACGUGGGGUUCACGACCACCACGCCCCUUUAGGAGACUAACAGCAGGUUCUGUGUCCAUUGACUUCAGUGGGAGAAAUGAACGAUUUUUUUGCCCCAUAGUCACCGAAGCAAAUAUUGGACCCAUUUAUCACAAGCCACAUAUCUUCAGAACAUUCUGACACCAAAAUGGCAAAUUUCAGACGGACAAAUCAGGAGAAAAUUUAUUUUGUUCAAGACCUGUCUCUGUCUCAACAACACACUCUCGCGAGACCUGGCAACAGGUAUCUCCUCUCUGAUGCUGAAAUCAGUGCAGUUGAAACAUGAUUGAGCUAGCAAAGCAGUUUUGUGUUGCUAUGUGUGGUAUUUAUUCAGUUUUGGGAAAUCACGAGGUCU
Messenger RNA from Epinephelus fuscoguttatus (brown-marbled grouper), 1795 nucleotides. RefSeq names its product XIAP associated factor 1 (gene xaf1). Gene Ontology annotation, molecular function: zinc ion binding. The record is from RefSeq and is a predicted model, not a curated record. NCBI's taxonomy places the organism in Eukaryota, Metazoa, Chordata, Actinopteri, Perciformes, Serranidae. The transcript is spliced from 7 exons. Bases 74 to 877 code for a protein of 267 amino acids.